This is a messenger RNA of Cucurbita pepo subsp. pepo (vegetable marrow), 707 nucleotides long. RefSeq names its product Ribosomal L22e protein family. The record is from RefSeq and is a predicted model, not a curated record. NCBI's taxonomy places the organism in Eukaryota, Viridiplantae, Streptophyta, Magnoliopsida, Cucurbitales, Cucurbitaceae. Gene Ontology annotation, cellular component: ribosome. Gene Ontology annotation, molecular function: structural constituent of ribosome; RNA binding. Gene Ontology annotation, biological process: cytoplasmic translation.
CCAUCGGCGGCCCAAUCUGGUUACUAUAUAUCAUAAACCUAGCUCGUUUAGGGCUUCACUUGGCGGCCGUCGGUAUCUGAGUUCUCAAAGUCUCUGCAGCACCCGAGAUUUUUAACUAAAUCGAAAAUGAGUCGAGGAGGUGCAGCCGGUCCCAAGGGGAAGAAGAAGGGAGUAACCUUCACAAUCGACUGUUCGAAGCCGGUGGAAGAUAAGAUUAUGGACAUUGCUUCUCUGGAAAAGUUUCUUUUGGAGAGGAUUAAAGUCGGAGGCAAGGCUGGAGCUCUUGGCGAUGCCGUCUCUGUUACUCGUGAGAAGAGUAAAAUUACCGUCACUUCUGACAGUAAUUUCUCCAAGAGAUAUUUGAAGUACUUGACCAAGAAGUACCUGAAGAAACACAAUGUGCGAGAUUGGCUACGAGUGAUCGCUGCGAACAAAGAUAGGAACGUUUACGAACUCAGGUACUUCAACAUUGCCGAGAAUGAGGGAGAGGAAGAGGAUUAAAUUUAUGAAUUUGACAUUGCAUUUAAGGAACAAAUUAUGUCGCAGCAAUCUCUCACUGUUUUUGUUACUACUGUUGCUUGUGUGAUCCUUUAUUUUUUUCAUUCGAACUAAUGCAGUUUAGCAAUUUUGUUUUCUUCGACAGUCUUAGAUUGCUGUUGUUUUUGUGUCAUAUUUGAGCAACACCAACAAUUUUUCACUCACAACCA